AUGGAAAUCGAAAGGAAGCUCAUCAUGGAAUACAGUGGCUUUACACCAAAUAAUUGUACAGCAUAUGGAAACUUCUCAGACAAUAACACCAUGGCAUCAGAUUUCAUGGGUGAACUUUUAUCUGAAGGGUGCUGGUUAGAGACCUCAACUGGUGGUUUCAACUUUUUGCCUCCAGCUCCUUUACCUACUACUACUCCGUCUCGUGCUCUCAAUGACCCUUCACAUUACUAUUUGCCUUCUUUUGACUCAAACCCUCAUCAGCAAAUCUAUCAAGAAGAUCAGACUGAGGGAGUUUUUCCUGAAUCAGAAAGCAUUCUAGUAGAUGGCAAUGAACUUGGCAGAAGUUGGUGGAUUGAUCCAAGGGCAAAUCCUGGUACUUGUUCCUCGGUGAAAGAGAGAUUAGUACUGGCCGUUGAAUACUUAAAAGAAUGUACAAAGAACAUGAAUGUGCUUAUUCAAAUAUGGGUGCCAAUAAGGAAAGGAGGGAGAUAUUUCCUUAGCACGUAUGACCAGCCUUAUUCCUUUGAUCCUAAUAACAAAAGCCUUGCAGAUUACAGAAAUGUUUCAAGGGCUUAUCAGUUUGCAGUUGAGGAAGAUAGAGAGGAAUCUGUUGGGAUCCCAGGUAGAGUUUUCUUGGGAAGGUUGCCUGAGUGGACCCCUGAUGUUCGUUUCUUUAAAAGAGAUGAGUACCCACGUAUUGGUUAUGCACAGCAAUAUGAUAUUCGUGGCUCUCUAGCUCUUCCUGUUUUUGAAAGAGGUAGUGGAACUUGCUUGGGAGUUGUUGAGAUUGUCACAACCAAUCAGAAGAUCAAUUAUCGACUUGAACUUGAACAUGUUUGCCAAGCUCUUGAGGCUGUUGAUCUCAGAAGUUCUCAAUACUUCAACCCUCCUACUGUGAAGGCCUGUGAUGAGUUGUACCAAGCAGCACUGAAUGAGAUGGUAGAGGUUUUGACAUCUGUUAGCAAGACACAUAGAUUGCCUUUAGCCCUAACUUGGGCCCCUUGUGUCCAACAAGGUAAAGGUGGAUGCAGACAUGCUGAUGAGAAUUUUGCAGAGUGUGUUUCAACUGUGGACACUGCUUGCUAUGUUGCUGAUCUAGUAGUAUUGGGGUUUCUUGAGGCUUGCUCUGAGUACCACUUGUUUCGAGGCCAAGGAACUGUUGGGACUGCCUUCACUACAACAAAACCAUGUUUUGCAACUGAUAUCACUGCCUUUAGCAAGAAAGAAUACCCUCUCUCUCAUCAUGCUAGGAUGUUUGGGCUACAUGCUGCUGUGGCAAUUCCCCUUCGAAGCAUCUAUACUGGCUCAGCUGAUUUCGUGUUGGAGUUUUUCUUACCAAAGGAUUGCCAAGAUCCUGAAGAACAAAAGCAAGUGCUCAAUUCAUUGUCCAUUGUGUUACAACAGGCUUGUAGGAGUCUACAUGCUGUGGUUGAUAAAGAACUCGAGGAAGAAGCAAUCUUAUACCCAGUUAAGGAAGUGGUAGUUGCUUCAGAUGGGAAACCAACCAGUUCUACUACUACGAAUUUGAAAGAAGCUUGUUCAAAAGAGUCAUCCUGGGUUGCUCAUAUGAUGGAGGCACAGCAAAAAGGCAAAGGUGUGUUGGAGCAUCAGGAAGAAGAACCUAAUGAAGAAUUCAAGGUGACAACCCAUUGGGAUAGUACUCAAGUGGGGUUGCGAAGUGGGCAAGCAUUUUCAGACUUUGGGGCUCAACUUCAGCAAAGUUCUGAGUCCAAGGGUAGUGCUGAGGGUGGUGGAGAUUCUUAUUCUUAUGGUGGCCGACAAUCCUCAGGUGGAACAAAAGCUGGGGAGAAGAGGAGGACCAAAACUGAGAAGACUAUCAGCUUGCCAGUUCUAAGGCAAUACUUUGCUGGGAGCCUCAAAGAUGCUGCUAAAAGUAUUGGAGUGUGCCCCACUACUCUGAAAAGGAUAUGCAGGCAACAUGGGAUUACAAGAUGGCCUUCUAGAAAGAUUAAGAAGGUAGGUCACUCUCUGAGGAAACUCCAGCUUGUGAUUGAUUCAGUCCAAGGUGCUGAGGGUUCCAUUGAAAUCGGAUCUUUCUAUAAUAGCUUCCCAGAAUUGAAUUCCCAGCAGGCAAACAGUCCUUUCUCAUCCUUGAACAUGAGUGACUCAAAGCACCCACACUCUAAACAAGAGAGUAGCUUAUUUAGCUUUGGUUCUGGUCCCUUAAAAUCUCCAGCUUCUUCAUGCAGUCAAACUUCUAGUCCCAGUAUCUAUUGUACCAAUGGAGUAAAGCAACAUAGCACAAGCACUAAUGCUUUAAGUAGUGCAGAAACUUUAAUGACUGAAAACCUUGGUGGGAUUUUGCAUGGGGCUUGCAGUGAUGCAGAACAACAUGCCUUGAAUCUUCAACAGGAACCAAACCUUAUUCAUAGAGUUGAAAGCCUCAAGUCAUUUGGAGAGCAUCCGGGUCUUGAAACUCUAUCUUGCUUACCAGAAAGUAGCAGCCAGAAUUCAAGAGAUGGGGGUGCUUUUAGAGUUAAAGCUACCUUUGGUGAUGAAAAAACCAGGUUCAGCCUGCAUCCCAAUUGGAGUUUUGGAGCUCUAAAGCUAGAGAUUGCAAGGAGAUUCAAUUUAGAUGAUGUUAGUAGAGUUGAUAUCAAGUACUUGGAUGAUGAUAGAGAGUGGGUGAUUUUGACAUGUGAUGCUGAUCUUCAAGAGUGCAUGGACCUAUUUAGAGCAUCCCAAAGUCACACAAUCAGACUCUCACUUCAGCAUGCUUGUAAUCAAAGUCUUGGAAGUCCCUUUGGUUGCAGUGGCCCGUCUUAA
This is a messenger RNA of Quercus lobata, 2787 nucleotides long. Its product is annotated as protein NLP2-like. The transcript has 4 exons. Lineage: Eukaryota; Viridiplantae; Streptophyta; Magnoliopsida; Fagales; Fagaceae. Gene Ontology annotation, molecular function: DNA-binding transcription factor activity; protein binding. The coding region runs from base 1 to 2787 and encodes 928 amino acids. The record is from RefSeq and is a predicted model, not a curated record.